AUGGAAGGAUUAGGCCCGCGCCAAAUUGGACGUGCAGAUUCUCAACGGCAGGACAAUUUUUUAAAUAUCGAACGAGGGAAAGACCAAGAUAAUCAGCGAGAGGGCAGCGUGAACACCUCUCACACGAGUAAAAGCCAUUCAAAAAGGAAGGAUCAUGCAUCCCAUAAGCAAAACGAUCGAAAGGCUUUACAACAAGAGAUUGAUGAUUUGAAGAAAAAGUUGCGCCGAGCACAGCAAAAACGUACUUCACCCGGCUCGGGCACUAGCAGUGACGAGGAUAACAAAUACCGACGAAGAUCAAGAACCCCUCCGAGCGUGACCUUUUCCUACGAGGAAGAGAGGCCUCGUAAACGCAGCCACAAAAGCCCAUCUUACCAAGGCCUGGCCAACGAUGCCAUGAGUAAGGCCCUGGAUCGCAUUUCCCAGUUGCCGUUUACACGUAGAAUAGAGAGUGCAGUGCUUUCUCGGCGGUUCCAUCAACCAACGUUUGCUAUAUACAAUGGUCGGACCGACCCAGUGGAGCAUGAGCCAGGUCACAUUACUGAUGAUUGCAGGAACCUGAAGAACUAUUUAGACCGGCUCGUCCGAGAAGGAAAGCUGAGACAUCUGCUGCAUCGCCCUGAAGGAUGGCAAGAACCAUCAAACAAUGAAACCAGACAAAGUACGUUGAGGCCACCCAUUGGCACAAUUAAUGUCAUUCUCGCCACACCUGGAAGGACAGGCUCUGUCCCCUUCAGGGUAAUGUUAGUGAGCAGUUUCCCGACUGAGCCAGACGACAGGGAAUCCAAAAGAGCUAGAAUGAGCGCCACGCCAUUAAUCAGGUUCACGGAGGAAGACAAACAAGGAACUAUCCAACCCCACGACGAUGCCUUAGUCGUUACGCUUAGAAUAGGAGGUUAUGACGUGAAAAGGGUGUUAGUUGAUCAGGGCAGUGCCGUGGAGGUAAUGUACCCUGAUUUGUAUAAGGGAUUGAACUUGAAGCAGGAAGACCUGUCGCAAUACGAUUCCCCCCUGGUUAGCUUUGAAGGAAAGGUCGUCAUCCCGAGAGGCAUGAUUAGGUUGCCUGUGCAAACAGACUCAGAAGUGGUAGAAGUGAACUUCAUUGUCGUAGAUGCAUACUCCCCUUACACAGCUAUCGUGGCCCAGCCAUGGCUUCAUGCAUUAGGGGCUGUGUCGUCAACCUUGCACCAAAAGGUGAAAUAUCCGUCAGGAGGUCAGAUCAAAGAGAUAAUAGGGAACCAGGUAGUGGCUAGGCAAUGCAUGGUGUCGGCAAUCUCGCGACGACCGGAUUGCAUAACUUCUACCUCGGCCGAGAACGGCUUAUAG
Molecule: messenger RNA, 1326 nt
Organism: Quercus robur (English oak)
Lineage: Eukaryota; Viridiplantae; Streptophyta; Magnoliopsida; Fagales; Fagaceae
Exons: 2
Coding region: 1-1326 (441 amino acids)
Source: RefSeq, a predicted model, not a curated record